Molecule: messenger RNA, 1552 nt
Organism: Achroia grisella
Lineage: Eukaryota; Metazoa; Arthropoda; Insecta; Lepidoptera; Pyralidae
Gene: orb
Product: cytoplasmic polyadenylation element-binding protein 1
Exons: 13
Coding region: 17-1552 (511 amino acids)
Biological process (GO): negative regulation of cytoplasmic translation
Cellular component (GO): nucleus; synapse; cytoplasm
Molecular function (GO): translation factor activity, RNA binding; ribosome binding; mRNA regulatory element binding translation repressor activity
Source: RefSeq, a predicted model, not a curated record
CUUUUCAGCGGCACCCAUGCCGCUUUUACACCGGGACAACAGUCGCGGAAGCGACGGCGACGGUAACAGUUCUAAUGAAAACCGUCGUUCGUUGUUGGAGUUUCUUUCGCUGGACGCGCAGAACCAGCCUGGCCAGGCCGCUGCCCCAUUAAAUGAUCAGAACGGUCAGAAUGGGGACCAUGAUUGGAGAUGGGAGAAACCUCGCAGCCCUGAGGUGGCUCACACGCCGCGCGCCCUCGUGCCUCCCGCCUGCUUCCCGCCAAGGCAUCCCCGUGCCUUCGCUAGCUACAGUGAGAGCGCGCGCCCCGGCGGAGGAUGGACAGAGGAGCCGCCCCCCCCAGCCCAAGGACACAGCAUCACCGACCUAGUCGCUUCCUUGAAGGCCCUGGCAAUACCGACAGCAGCGAAUCCGCGCGCAUUGCAAGCCUCCCUAAAGGUGCGAGUCAGCUUUGAGGGACUAGAAAAGAUAGAGCCACAGUGGUCGCCGGAGCAAGCCAAUUCUAAUAUGCAAAGACAUGACGACAGAAUGCUGGCGCGACGAGCCUCGUUUUGUGGCCCGGCCGCGGCGGCGCCCGACCCGCUGGUGUGGAGCGGGGCGCUGCCCGCGCGGCGGCCGGACCCCGCCGGGGAGUUCUCUCCCAAGGUCUUCCUCGGAGGCCUCCCCUGGGACAUCACAGAGCAGGCGCUGAAGCAGGCGCUCGGACAGUUCCAUCCACUGCGCGUGGAGUGGCCGGGCCGCGAGUCCGGUGUAGGUAGCGGCACGCCGCGCGGGUACGCCUACGUGACGCUGGAGACGGAGCGGCACGUGCGCGAGCUGCUGGCCGCCUCGCGCUCCGACGGCUCCAACUGGUACUACAGGAUCACAUCGCGCAAGAUGCGCGCCAAAGAGGUGCAGGUGAUCCCGUGGGCGGUGUCGGAGUCGUCGUGGGUGUCGGGAGGCUGGGCGCGGCUGGAGCCCGCACGGACCGUGUUCGUGGGCGCGCUGCACGGCGUACUCUCCGCCUCCGCACUCGCACUCAUCAUGGACCAGCUCUUCUCCGGAGUCGUCUAUGCCGGCCUAGACACCGACAAGAACAAAUAUCCAAUCGGUUCGGGCCGCGUGAUGUUCAACAACAUCCGCUCAUAUUUACGGGCCAUUGCUGCCGGCUAUGUAGAGAUCCGCACUGACAAAUUCACAAAGAAGGUUCAGGUAGAUCCGUAUUUAGAAGAUUCCAUGUGUUCCAUAUGCAAUCUCCAGCAAGGACCCUACUUCUGCCGGGAGCCCAUGUGCUUCAGAUACUUCUGCCGAUCGUGCUGGGUGUGGCAGCACUCCGUAGAGGAUCACCACAAGCCGCUCAUGCGCAACUCUAAAUGCACGCACCCGACCAUGACCAGCGCGGCCUCACCCCCCGCCCCCGCCCCCGCCCACGUGUACCCGCCCCCCGCGCACACAUACGGCCGACACAACGAAGCUAACGCCGGCACGCCAUCGCCGACGAGCGGUACGAACACGAGCGAGGUGUCGAGCGCCGCCACCAGCGACGAGCACAUGGACGGCUGGCCGCCGCACUAG